AUGUGCGAAAACGAGUUAGAGAAGUCUAUGUUAAAGUUGGAGUACAUGAUUGGAUUUGAAGGUUCGAUAAGUUGCGGUUUGAUAAGUCAUCCAGACGGAUGUCACCUCCUUUAUUCAGUCGGUUGCACGAUAACGAUCGAAGAUACAAACAAGAAGACCCAAGAAUUCCUCUCCGGGCACAGCAACAACGUCACCUGCCUGGCUCUCUCCAAAUCUGGAAAGUUCAUCGCAUCCGGUCAACUCACCCACGCUGGAUUCAAGGCAGAAACGAUAAUAUGGAGUUUCGGAGAUAGAAGGGAAUAUUGCAAGUUGAGUCUUCACAGGAACGCAGUCCAGGCUGUUGCAUUUUCGGCUAACGAUAAAUAUUUAGUGUCUUUGGGAGGUCCAGAUGAUGGGAGUCUAGUGGUGUGGAACAUAGCAAAGAAGGAGGCCAUAUGCGGCUCACCAGCGCAGUCCAUCAGUGCCGGUCUGACACAUGUCCUAACAUUCAGCAAUACACAAGAUAAUGUCUUUAUAACGGCUGGAAGUGAAACAUUGAGAGUCUGGAGUUUGGAUGAAAAGACAUUUAAGCUCGCUCCUGUGAACGUUUCAGUUGGACAAAACAAAAGAUUUGUUAAAUGUCUUCAGGUCUCGCACGAUGACUCCUACUUCGUGUGCGGCACGACAACUGGUGACGUCAUGAUGAUCAACAUGGCCACCAAAAACUUUCAACUUCUCAGCAAUGAAAAAGAAAGAUUUCAAUUAGGCGUGACGUCACUUUUUUUGAUGAAAGAUGGUCACGUGAUUGUCGGUUCAGGAAAUGGUGAUGUGCUACUGUUGAAGAGUUUUGAGGAAAAAUUUAAAAGGACAAAGAAUGUUAAGAAGAUACAGGGGGGCGUCACUUCCAUAUCUCUUAACAAAAAUCAGUUCUAUGUAGGAACAGCUGACAGCAGCAUUUUCAAAUUCAACCUCUCAACUUUUGAAUUCGAGUUAAUGAAAACGAGUCACUACACAUCUAUCAACAAUCUUUGCUUUCCAUAUGGCAGUUGGAAGCUCCUCAUAACGAGUUCGAUGCAAGACAUAAGAUUGUGGAACACGAAAAACGGACAGGAACUAAUGAGGAUAAGUCUUCCGAACAAAAUCUGCAACGUUGUUGCCGUUAUGAGAGAUGGAAAAAGUAUUAUAAGUGGUUGGGAUGAUGGCUGCAUCAGAGCUUACUACCCAGAAUCUGGCAAACUGAUGUACACGAUGGAUCACGCGUACGGGGGCACUGUCACCUCAUUGGCCGUCUUCAAAAGUGGGUCACAUAUCAUCAGCGGAAGUAAUUUGGGUCACGUCGUUCUGUGGGAGCACACAUUAUUGAAGGAGCACAAGGCUGCUGUUACAUGCAUCCAGAUGAAGGACGAUGAUUCCGAGUGCAUCACAUCCAGUCUCGAUGGCUCCUGCAUUUUUUGGAACCUUAGCAGGAGGCAGAUGAUCAGAGUGAACACGCUCUUCAAAUAUCUUUGCUACCAUCCGCUGGAACAUCAGAUCCUCACCGUAGGGACGGAUCGUAACAUUAGUUACUGGGAGACGUUUGAUGGCUCUUUGAUUCGUUUGCUGGAAGGUUCCAACACGGGUGCCAUUAAUUGCGUUGAUGUCUCUCAUGAUGGAAAAUAUUUCGUCACCGGAGGAGAUGAUAGGAUGCUUAAGAUUUGGUUGUAUGAUGAAGGAGAGAUGACUCAUAUCGGUGUGGGGCACAGUGCCGCCAUAACUGCUCUAAAAAUUUCCCCUGAUCAGAAAAACAUUUUCAGCACAAGUUGUGAUGGAGCGAUACUGAAGUGGACUUUUCCAUACAAAUAA
This is a messenger RNA of Helobdella robusta, 1821 nucleotides long. RefSeq lists its product as hypothetical. Gene Ontology annotation, molecular function: protein binding. NCBI's taxonomy places the organism in Eukaryota, Metazoa, Annelida, Clitellata, Rhynchobdellida, Glossiphoniidae. Gene Ontology annotation, biological process: cilium assembly. The transcript has 13 exons. Bases 1 to 1821 code for a protein of 606 amino acids. The record is from RefSeq and is a predicted model, not a curated record.